CCUUACUCUAACAAAAAGACUAUUCAUUCGUACAACAUAAAGACUUCCACUUUUAUUACUCGAUUAAUCAAUCUCAACCCCUUGUUCCCUUCUCCCCCAACUUUUACAAUUUCAUCAACAACAACAAAAAAACCAACUCUUGUUUCUCUUCGUAUAUUUUUUCCUAUGGAAGGUUUCAUCAUCUCACCUUCUUCAUCCUCUUCUAUGAUAUCAUUUCCCCAUGAAAAAAACCCUUCACCGUCACCACCACCACCACAAAUACCAACCCUUGAACAAAAACUUCAAUUUUUACUCCAAGCCCAACCAAACCAUUGGGUCUACGCCAUAUUUUGGCAAACAACAAAAGACGAAAGAGAUAACAUCUUCUUAACAUGGGGUGAAGGUCAUUUCCAUGACACAAAAGAAACAACAACAACUUCUUCCGAAACAGUAAACGACAAUGACACGUGUACAAACGGCGAUGCUUUGUUGUUCUACAUUAUGUCGUUGAGUCGAACGUUUUCCGUUGGUAAUUCUUCUUCAAAUUCUUUACCCGGUAAAGCUUUUGCUUUAAAUUCAGUUCUUUGGUUGAAUAGCAAACACGAGCUUCAAUUUUAUAAUUGUGAUAGAUCCAAUGAAGCUCACGUGCAUGGAAUCGAAACCUUAAUUUGUAUUCCGACAACUAACGGAGUAAUCGAAAUGGGUUCUUACGAAAAUAUCCAACAAAAUUGGAACCUCGUACACCAAGCCAAAUCAAUGUUCCAAACAUCAUUGUCCGAAUCAAACUCAAAAUUAGAUCUAUUUUCCACCGACCCACUUGACAGAAUCAAAACUUUCGACCAAAACAUCUUGUUCACCGACGUGGGUAUCAUCUCCGGCACCGGCGAAGAAACCGAUGAGAUGCAAAAAAUGAUGAACAGAACAUGGCUACAAAAACCGAAAACCGUUUCAUCUUGUUAUGUAGAUUCUGAAUAUUCCGAUUCAGAAUAUUAUCCACAGUUAGAAACAAAAAAAAAUGAUUCUUUUGAGAAAAGAGAACCGAAGAAAAGAGGAAGAAAACCAUUACUGGGAAAUCCAACACCAAUGAGUCAUGUAGAAGCUGAGAGACAGAGGAGAGAAAAAAUAAACCAUAGAUUCUAUGCUUUAAGAGCUGUGGUUCCAAAUGUUUCAAGGAUGGAUAAAGCCUCUUUGUUAUCAGAUGCAGUUGAUUUCAUCAACGAGUUGAAAUCAAAGAUUGUAGAGUUGGAAUUAGAGCAACAAAAGGAGUUAAAAAAAUUGAAAAUUGAAAAUAUGGAUAAUCAAAGUACAGCGACGACUUCAACUGUGGUGGACCAAAAAAGAAUAAGUUGUAAUAAUAUUUCUUUGGAGAUUGAUGUGAAGAUUAUUGGAGGUGAUGCUAUGGUGAGAGUUCAAUGUGAGAAUGUUAAUCACCCUGGUGCUAGAUUAAUGAGUGUGUUGAAGGACUUGGAAUUUCAGGUACAUCAUGCUAGUAUUUCUUGUGUUAAUGAAAUUAUGGUUCAAGAUGUUGUUGUUCAAGUUCCUAUUAAUAUGAGAAAUGAAGAGAGACUAAGAUCUGCAAUUCUCAUGAGAUUGGAUCAAGAAUGAAAAACAAAACAACGACAAAAAAUUCAAAUUUUUAGAAGCUAUGAGUUUUAAUAAUUGUCACUCAAAACUCACUGUGUCAUCACAUCUAAACACCGCCUUAAGUUUAUAGUAUUGUUAAUAGUUUAUCUGAAAUAAAAUAUGAUUAAGAAUAUAUCUGAAAAAUUUAUAUUUUAGAUUACAGUUGUUAUGUGUAUGAUUAUUUUUAUAUUUUUAACUUUUGUUCAAUAUUUUAUUUUUAGUGUGGUUGGAUGACCUGAGGAGUUGGUUAAAUCUCCAAUCAUGUAAUUUUGUUAGUUAGUAUUGAUUAGAGGAAGCUUGUCUGUUUGCAAAUCUGUAUAUCGUUUUAUGUAUUGUUGAAGACCAAAAUAUUAAAGGUUCUGUCAAUAUUAUUAAUAUUUUUUAA
Molecule: messenger RNA, 1987 nt
Organism: Cicer arietinum (chickpea)
Lineage: Eukaryota; Viridiplantae; Streptophyta; Magnoliopsida; Fabales; Fabaceae
Product: transcription factor bHLH14
Biological process (GO): regulation of DNA-templated transcription
Cellular component (GO): nucleus
Molecular function (GO): protein dimerization activity; transcription cis-regulatory region binding; DNA-binding transcription factor activity
Source: RefSeq, a predicted model, not a curated record